Molecule: messenger RNA, 5103 nt
Organism: Condylura cristata (star-nosed mole)
Lineage: Eukaryota; Metazoa; Chordata; Mammalia; Eulipotyphla; Talpidae
Gene: PCYT1A
Product: phosphate cytidylyltransferase 1, choline, alpha
Exons: 9
Coding region: 212-1315 (367 amino acids)
Biological process (GO): CDP-choline pathway
Cellular component (GO): endoplasmic reticulum
Molecular function (GO): choline-phosphate cytidylyltransferase activity; phosphatidylcholine binding
Source: RefSeq, a predicted model, not a curated record
GAACCCGAGGCAGAGGCUCCGUGGGGGCUUUGACGAGGAAGUAUUAGGCAGUGACUACGCGGGGACUGGAGCCAAGGGUCAGUGACUCGGAGGAGACUGAGCGAUGGGUAGUGACCGUGUGGGGCCUCUCUCCUAAGGGACCAUGAAACAGCAGCAGCCGGAGACUGACCAAGGAGCAAUGACUUUGAGGAGAAGAAUGAGUUAAAAGAAGAUGGAUGCACAGAAUUCAGCCAAAGUCAACCCAAGGAAAAGGAGGAAAGAGGCACCUGGACCCAAUGGGGCAACAGAAGAAGAUGGAAUUCCUUCAAAAAUGCCACGCUGUGCAAUUGGCUUACGGCAGCCAGCUCCUUUUUCUGAUGAAAUUGAAAUAGACUUUAGUAAACCCUAUGUCAGGGUAACUAUGGAAGAAGCCAGCAGAGGAACUCCCUGUGAGCGGCCUGUGAGAGUAUAUGCAGACGGUAUAUUUGACUUAUUUCAUUCUGGUCAUGCCCGGGCUCUGAUGCAAGCAAAGAACCUUUUCCCCAAUACAUAUCUCAUUGUGGGAGUUUGCAGUGACGAGCUAACACACAACCUCAAAGGCUUCACAGUGAUGAAUGAAAACGAGCGCUAUGAUGCAGUGCAGCACUGCCGCUAUGUGGAUGAGGUGGUGAGGAAUGCCCCCUGGACCCUGACUCCAGAGUUCCUGGCAGAACACCGGAUUGAUUUUGUAGCCCAUGAUGACAUCCCUUAUUCUUCUGCUGGGAGUGAUGAUGUUUAUAAACACAUCAAAGAAGCAGGCAUGUUUGCUCCAACACAGAGGACAGAGGGUAUCUCUACAUCAGACAUCAUCACCCGAAUUGUCCGGGACUAUGAUGUGUACGCCAGACGGAACCUACAGAGGGGCUACACAGCAAAAGAGCUCAAUGUCAGCUUUAUCAAUGAGAAGAAAUACCACUUGCAGGAACGGGUUGAUAAAGUAAAGAAAAAAGUGAAAGAUGUGGAAGAAAAAUCAAAAGAAUUUGUUCAGAAAGUAGAAGAAAAAAGCAUUGACCUCAUUCAGAAAUGGGAGGAGAAAUCCCGAGAAUUCAUUGGAAGUUUCCUGGAAAUGUUUGGCCCUGAAGGAGCACUGAAACAUAUGCUGAAAGAGGGGAAAGGUCGGAUGCUACAGGCCAUCAGUCCAAAGCAGAGUCCCAGCAGCAGCCCUACUCGUGAACGCUCCCCAUCCCCUUCCUUCCGGUGGCCCUUCUCUGGCAAGACUUCCCCACCUGCCUCCCCUGCAAACCUCUCCAGGCACAAGGCUGCAGCCUAUGAUAUCAGUGAGGAUGAAGAAGACUAAUCUUUCAUUCCUUUUGUUCUCUCCUCUCCUCUCCCUCUGUCCCAUCAACUUCAGAAGCUCUGUUGAAUUCCAAAUUGUGAUCCUAACACUAAACCUAAGAACAGCUACAAAGGAAAGACAAUUGGGGCAAGAGGACCUAGGAUGGGGAGACGAGACAGUCUUAUCCUCAAAGAGAUAUCACCCACCCACACCAAGAAGGAGGGUGACUAUACUUAGAAGCCUGUUCUGCAUCCAUAUACCUUCCCCACAGACUUUGCUUUACUGUUUAUGUUCAUGUGAUUUUGACAGGGAAAUUAUUAUUUUUAUUAAUUUUUUCAAAAAAUUAGUCUUUCAAAUGUAGUAAGUAGAACUAAUUUUUUUGCCCCUGAGGAGUGGGCAGAAGGAAGUGAUAUAAUACCCAAAGGCCUUUUCUUCCUGAUACACUAUAUUGUUUGCCUUCUGUUCUGAGGCAGACUGGCUUGCCAAGUCCUUCAACAGUGAGCCGUGCUGAUGGGUGAUUUGGGGGGAAAUAUACUUUUGGUUUCCUUUUAAAAAAAACAACUGAAUUACAGUUACAAAUCCCCUAAUUGUACUGCUGGCCAUGUGUCACUGUGGCUGUGAGAAGGAGAUCUGAGCCUAACUUUUCUUACUCCCUGAGGAGUUUCUUGUUGGACCCAAUGGGGUUCUAAAGACACUGAUGGGGAUGGAACCAGAUCACAUGGCAUCAACUGCAGGUUUUCUGCUGUGUUCAUCUUCUCAGAAAACUGUUGCCCAGUUAUUUGGGAGAUCUUUUCAAUAUCUUUCCUGCAAUCUACCUUUAACAGAAGGAACAUUUUCAUGAUUACUGUGAUUGAGGAGGGGAGUGGAACAAUAAUCAUACAAAGUCAGUUUAGAUUCAUUUUCCUGCUGGGAGUAAAUCUCUGGAUCUGCUGUUUCUAUUUGAAUGCCUAUUGCCUAGCUUCUUACGAGGGUCCUUGUGAAUGUUUGCAGUUGGAAACAUAAUCUGUUGAUCCAUGUUGCUUAUAGGCAUAUUGAAUAUUUAGAGAGACUUGCACAGAACACUGACUCAAAACCAUAAGGAAAUCCCCUGCUCAGAAGCCUUAUUUUGACCUCUGUCCUAUUAAGAAUGUUCUUGACUGGAAUCAGUGCUCCAUGGGUGCUUCUUUUCCUCUGAGAGUUUCAGUUGGCAGGGACUUCCCUCCACUGUUCUCUAGGAACCACAAAGUUUAAGUUCACAUACAAGAUUUCAGUAGGUUCUCUCCCUCUCCACAUGUGUCUGGUGGUUCUGGUUCCACCUCCCCUGUUAGGUUGCCCCAGGGGAUUCACCACUUAAAUCUCAUAUCAGAGAACGCAGACUCUUAACACUUGCUGUUGAGCGUGAGCUUACUGUAAACCUCCAGCCUCCUCCAGCUACACCUAGCAGAUCAUCAUCAACCAGUUACCCUGUUGUUGGUCAGGGGAAAAUGGCUUAUGUACAGGCCCCACCUUGUCACUCAUGAAUGCCCCUUGUGGGGGUGGAGUUUUAUUGUUUUCAGCUAAGAAAACCACAUCUUUUCACAUCCCUCAGCUAGGCCUGUGAACACUCAUAGUUUCCUCCCUAAACACUUAAUGGUAAAGCCUCCUCUGCCUGAGGGUCAGAGGCUAGAGAGAACACUGCCAGGCUUACCCAGGCUCUUAAAACUGAGAUGCCCCAGAAAGGCAGAGCAUGAGAGGAAGGGUGAAACCUCUUUUCCUGGUGGCCUAUGAACUACAUUUCUAACUUCAUGAAGUGCUAUUUUCACUAUCAAGUCUGGUUUACAUGAGGUUUGUCUUGAAAUCCAUUUUUGGGAACAGUUGAAUUUAAUGCUCUCCCACAUUACCCAGCUUCAUAUGAUCACAUAUUUUAACUUUUUUGCCUCGGUUUCUUUUCUGGGAAUUCUGCCUGUUUCUCUCUGGUAUAUAGAGAGAAUGAAAUUGUCUGGUAUACAGAGGCAAUGAAAUAAUCGGUGAAGCCCUCCUUUUGUUCCCUCAAAGUACACAUGCUAUCCAGGUGUAGCUGGAAAGAGAGAUGUCUAGAAUAUGGUUUUCCUCCCUGUAGUCACUCCUCUCUAAUAAUAUGAUGUCUGGGUUCUCCUCUGCUCUGUCUGUGAGCUUCUUUGGGCAUACUCUGCCCUUGAGAACAUGACCUCGGAGCUGGUGAGCUCUGAGACUUCUAGGACUAAUACAUGUACAUGCGCUUGGAAAAAAAUCCCUUGACCUUUUUGGUGAGCCUGUAUUGCCUCAAUAUUCAAACACUAGUAUAUUUUGACUAGUAUAAUUUUGACUGAAAGCAAGAAUAUUUAUGGUGUGAUACAUUAGAAACUUUGGAAUAAAUGUGAUCCUAGGUGCUAGACAAGAAUGGGUAAAUGGAAGAAGCUGUUGGGAUUAGUUAUUUUAUCAUUUAUGUCUAAUUAAAUAAGAUUAGAGGUUCGUAUAAAUAUGAUCAUGUGAUCUGUUAAUCUGCUAAUGUUAAUAUUUGAGGCAGUGGAGCUGAAUCCCACACAAAGCAUCAGCCUGAAUAGGCCAAACAUGGAAGAACCUUAAAAAUUUACUGACCUUAGAGCCUCUGUCUGCAGGAUACAUGGAGAAAGGAGACAAGCCCCAUAACUGGUGCUGAGAAGAUGCCAUUUUAACAAUUAUCUUGAGAAGGACUGAACAGAAAGUUGGCUCUUUUCAUGUGCUAGACUCAGUUGCACUGGAAACUAGGUAGAAGGAGAUACAUGGAUCAUUUGUACUGCUGCAGCCACUGCUUCUGAUGGCCAGAGUCAAAAGCCAUUAUUUUGCCUAGACUUAGGGAGGUGAGGAAGUUGAAAAUUCCAGAGAGAACUUUUGAUCUUUUGUGACCUCCCUAGGCAGCACCUGAAUUACACUUUUUUUUUUUAAUCUUACUUGUGAACAUAUAAUUAGCUGGUAAAGCUAUUUCUAGAUAUUCACUCCACAGUGGUUGGUCAAAGUGCUUUUGUUACUUACUGGGUUAUUUUGAUUUGGUGGUAACUUUUGUUUUGCCAGAACUCAUUGCCUUUUUAAUCCUAUUGCUGAUAUGCCUAUAUGUAAAAUCUUUGCAAAUCAAUUAUAUUUUGCUACUUUUAUUCCCUUCAAGCCAUGGGUUCUAAAUUUUCUGUCAGCAUACACUCCCCCGCCAGAAGUUGAACAAAUACAACUAGGAAAAAAGCUUCCUUAACAAUGUUUUUAACUAAUAGUAUUUUUUUUAACUUACCAGUGUAAGUAUUUCUAAAGGUUAUAUUUUUCAAAAUCAUACAAUGAUUGCUCUUGUUUUCUUUCAUAGAAUAGAUUGUUAUGGGAUAAAGAGUAGUCCCUAGCUUCUAUUUUUCCAAAUAAUUAGAAUAUGUUCUUGGGAUCAUAAUAGUAAAUGUUAAUUUUCUUUAAAAGAAAGAUUUUUCUCUCUGCCAAAGUUUUAUGUUAGUACUCAGAUUGGGGCAGAAAACUAAAGUGCCAGGUUUAACUUUAGGAUAUCUCAGGUUGUUUUCCUUUAGGUUUGAAAUGCACUUCCCCCUCAUCCCCUUUUUUGGGAGGCACUGACUGAAAUACAGAGACUUGGUUGUUUGGGGUUUGUAUUGUUUUGUAUUGAGGAAGGGGGGAGGGGGAAGUACAGGAAGGAGACUCUGGCUUCUGGCUUUAGCAUAAAAUGUUAGCCAUAUCACCAGUGCCCGCAUUCAAGGGGCAUUUUCCUCAAUUGGUGUUCAGUAUAUCAUUUUCCCAUCUGAGUUAUUAACUUUUCAGUUUUAAUUUUGGCUUUUGUCAUUUAGCCAAAUAAAAACAAAGUGGCUCUA